Molecule: messenger RNA, 11190 nt
Organism: Hemicordylus capensis (graceful crag lizard)
Lineage: Eukaryota; Metazoa; Chordata; Lepidosauria; Squamata; Cordylidae
Gene: NBEA
Product: neurobeachin
Exons: 58
Coding region: 503-9484 (2993 amino acids)
Biological process (GO): intracellular protein localization
Cellular component (GO): cytosol; membrane
Molecular function (GO): protein kinase binding
Source: RefSeq, a predicted model, not a curated record
CUCGGCCACUCCCCCUACGGGCUCCGCAGCGCAGGCGCCCUGGCGGCUACCGCAGGCAGGGGGCGGCAACAUGGCGGAGUGAGCGGCGGCGGCGGCGGCGGCGGCGGCUUUGGCUGCACAACAACAGCGGGGGCUGCGCGGGGCAGGCUUCCGAGUUCCCGUCGCUUUCUGCACUCCGCGCCUCCUCGGCCGGCUGGCGGGCUCGGCGCGCUCCCGGUCGCUGCUUGAGGGGAGCGGGCGAGGAGCAGCAGCUUCGGCUAACGGGGCAGCAGCGCCCAUAAUAAUCCCUCAUUAUAGAGCCGAGUGGGGGAGCGGCUGCGGCUCCCGGGACGGUCCUUCGGCGGCGGCGGCGGCGGCUCGGGUCCGCUCCUUGCGGCCCCGCCGGGCGCUGCUGCGGUGUUGCCGCUGCGGCGGAUGCGCAGCUCCUCGGCCAGGGCGGAGCGCGGCGGCAGCGGCAGGUACUGUUGGCAGCAGCAGCAGCAGCAGCAGCAGCCAGGGCUAGAUGGCGAGCGAGAAGCCGGUGUCGGGGCCGGAGCCGCAGCCUGCUGGGCUCAUCGCUGUCGGGGCCAGCAGCAGCGGCGGAGUCGGCGGCGGCGGCGCUGGGGGAGCAGCCACAGCCAGCGCAGCAGUAGCGGUCGCAGCUACAACGACGGGAGGCAGCGGAGGAGGCGGCAGCGGCGGCAGCAGCAGCAGCAGCGGUUCGGCGGCCGUGAUGGGGGAGCUGAGGGCGUCGGGCUCCGGGUCUGUCGUGCUGCCGGCGGGGAUGAUUAAUCCGUCCGUGCCCAUCCGCAACAUCCGCAUGAAAUUCGCCGUCUUGAUCGGGCUCAUCCAAGUCGGGGAGGUCAGCAACCGCGACAUCGUGGAGACGGUGUUGAACCUGCUGGUUGGUGGAGAAUUCGAUCUAGAGAUGAAUUUUAUAAUCCAGGAUGCAGAAAGUAUAACUUGCAUGUCAGAACUUCUAGAGCACUGUGAUGUAACAUGUCAAGCAGAAAUCUGGAGUAUGUUCACCGCCAUCCUUCGUAAAAGUGUCCGCAAUUUACAGACCAGCACAGAAGUCGGUUUAAUUGAACAAGUGCUACUGAAGAUGAGUACUGUGGAUGAUAUGAUUGCAGAUCUUCUCGUUGAUAUGUUGGGGGUUCUUGCCAGCUACAGCAUCACUGUCAAGGAGUUGAAGCUUUUGUUCAGCAUGCUUCGUGGUGAAAGUGGAAUCUGGCCUAGACAUGCAGUCAAGCUGUUGUCAGUCCUUAAUCAGAUGCCACAGAGACAUGGUCCUGACACUUUUUUCAACUUCCCAGGCUGCAGUGCUGCAGCAAUUGCAUUGCCUCCUAUUGCCAAGUGGCCUUAUCAGAAUGGGUUUACGCUUAACACCUGGUUUCGCAUGGAUCCAUUGAACAAUAUUAAUGUAGAUAAGGAUAAACCGUAUCUCUAUUGCUUUCGUACUAGCAAAGGUGUUGGGUACUCUGCUCACUUUGUUGGCAACUGCUUAAUAGUCACAUCACUGAAGUCAAAAGGCAAAGGUUUUCAACACUGUGUGAAAUACGAUUUUCAGCCACGCAAGUGGUACAUGAUUAGCAUUGUACACAUCUACAAUCGCUGGAGAAACAGUGAAAUUCGCUGUUACGUUAAUGGUCAGCUAGUAUCCUAUGGUGACAUGGCUUGGCACGUGAACACAAAUGAUAGCUAUGAUAAAUGUUUUCUGGGAUCAUCUGAAACAGCGGAUGCCAAUAGAGUGUUUUGUGGUCAACUUGGAGCAGUCUAUGUAUUCACUGAAGCUCUAAAUCCAGCACAGAUAUUUGCAAUACAUCAGUUAGGACCUGGAUAUAAGAGUACCUUCAAAUUUAAAUCUGAAAGUGAUAUACACCUUGCUGAGCACCACAAACAGGUCCUGUAUGAUGGGAAACUUGCAAGUAGUAUUGCCUUUACGUACAAUGCUAAGGCUACUGACGCUCAGCUAUGCCUUGAAUCCUCACCAAAGGAAAACCCUUCAAUUUUUGUACAUUCCCCACACGCUCUUAUGCUUCAGGAUGUGAAAGCUAUCGUGACUCAUUCAAUCCACAGUGCAAUUCAUUCAAUAGGAGGAAUCCAAGUUCUUUUCCCUCUCUUUGCCCAAUUAGACAAUCGGCAACUACAUGAUAGUCAAGUAGAAACGACUGUCUGUGCUACCCUUUUGGCUUUCCUGGUGGAACUUCUUAAGAGCUCAGUAGCCAUGCAAGAACAAAUGCUGGGGGGAAAAGGAUUCUUAGUUAUUGGCUAUCUUCUUGAAAAGUCAUCCAGAAUUCAUAUAACAAGAGCUGUGCUGGAACAAUUCUUGUCUUUUGCAAAAUAUCUGGAUGGACUCUCACAUGGAGCACCUUUACUAAAGCAAUUAUGUGAUCAUAUCCUUUUCAACCCUGCUAUUUGGAUACAUACCCCUGCAAAGGUGCAACUGUCACUGUAUACAUAUUUGUCCGCUGAAUUCAUUGGCACUGCUACAAUCUACACUACGAUAAGAAGAGUAGGAACAGUAUUACAGCUAAUGCACACACUGAAAUACUACUACUGGGUGGUUAAUCCUGCGGAUAGCAGUGGCAUUACUCCUAAAGGUUUGGAAGGUCCUCGGCCAUCACAAAAAGAAAUCAUAUCACUACGAGCAUUCAUGCUUUUGUUUUUGAAACAGCUUAUCUUGAAGGAUCGAGGAGUCAAAGAAGAUGAACUACAAAGUAUAUUAAAUUACUUGCUAACAAUGCACGAGGAUGAAAAUAUUCAUGAUGUUCUUCAGCUGCUAGUGGCUUUAAUGUCUGAACAUCCAGCAUCUAUGAUACCUGCUUUUGAUCAACGGAAUGGGAUACGAGUGAUUUAUAAAUUACUAGCUUCCAAAAGUGAAAGCAUCUGGGUGCAGGCUCUGAAGGUGCUAGGAUAUUUUCUCAAACAUCUGGGUCAUAAGCGAAAAGUUGAAAUCAUGCAUACUCACAGUCUGUUUACUCUUCUCGGAGAGAGGUUGAUGUUGCAUACGAAUACUGUGACCAUUACAACUUAUAACACACUUUAUGAGAUCUUGACGGAACAAGUGUGUACACAAGUUGUUCAUAAACCACACCCAGAGCCAGAUUCUACAGUGAAAAUUCAAAAUCCAAUGAUUCUUAAGGUGGUGGCAACUCUGUUAAAGAAUUCUACACCAAGUGCAGAACUGAUGGAAGUUCGGCGUUUGUUUUUAUCAGAUAUGAUAAAACUUUUCAGCAAUAGCCGUGAAAAUAGAAGAUGUUUACUUCAGUGUUCAGUAUGGCAGGACUGGAUGUUUUCUCUGGGAUAUAUUAACCCUAAGAAUGCUGAAGAACAGAAAAUUACAGAGAUGGUGUACAAUAUCUUCCGCAUUCUUUUGUACCAUGCAAUCAAGUAUGAGUGGGGAGGAUGGAGGGUCUGGGUUGAUACUCUUUCCAUAGCCCAUUCUAAGGUCACCUAUGAAGCUCACAAGGAAUAUCUAGCAAAAAUGUAUGAGGAGUAUCAAAGGCAAGAGGAAGAGAAUAUAAAGAAGGGGAAAAAGGGGAAUGUAAGCACUAUCUCAGGCCUUUCGUCUCAGACAACUGGAGCAAAAGGUGGAUUGGAGAUUCGUGAAAUUGAAGACCUUUCCCAAAGCCAAAGCCCAGAAAGUGAAACGGACUACCCUGUCAGUACAGAUACACGGGAUUUACUUAUUGCAACAAAAGUCUCUGAUGAUGUGCUUGGAAGCUCAGAUAGACCAGGGGGUGGUGUGCAUGUUGAAGUUCAUGAUCUCUUGGUUGACAUAAAAGCAGAAAAGGUAGAAGCCACUGAAGUAAAGUUGGAUGAUAUGGAUCUAUCUCCAGAGACUUUGGUAACGAGAGAAAAUGGUGCCCUUGUGGAAGUAGAAUCGUUGUUAGACAAUGUGUAUAGUGCUGCAGUCGAAAAACUUCAGAACAAUGUUCAUGGCAGUGUUGGCAUAAUUAAAAAAAGUGAAGAGAAGGACAAUGGCCCCUUAAUAACACUGGCUGAUGAGAAAGAUGAACCUUCUAACAAUACCUCAUUUCUUUUUGAUAAAAUACCCAGCCAGGAGGAGAAGCUCCUCCCUGAACUUUCUAGUAAUCACAUUACUAUUGCAAAUAUGCAAGAGACUCAAAUACACCUUGGUGUGAAUGAUGACCUGGGACUUCUUGCUCAUAUGACUGGCAGUGCUGACAUAGCAUGUAGUUCAAGUGUAAUAGAGGACAAGGAUUUCAAAAUUCAUACCUCUGUGGAUGCAAUGGCCACCCUUUCUGAGAGAGAGCUGGCUUCAUCAUCCAAAGGAUUAGAAUAUGCUGAAAUGACUGCUACAACCCUUGAAACUGAGCCUUCUGGUGGUAAAACUGUACCAAAUGUAGAUGCAGGGAGUAUCAUAUCGGAUACAGAAAGAUCUGAUGAUGGGAAAGAAGUAGGGAAAGAGAUAAGAAAAAUUCAAACCACCACUACAACCCAAGCUGUGCAAGGUCGGUCUAUUACACAACAGGAUAGAGACUUGCGCGUUGACUUGGGAUUUCGAGGGAUGCCAAUGACAGAAGAGCAGAGGCGACAGUUCAGUCCAGGUCCACGAACAACCAUGUUUCGCAUUCCAGAGUUUAAAUGGUCCCCAAUGCACCAGAGGCUACUGACAGAUUUGCUCUUUGCUUUGGAAACUGAUGUGCAUGUUUGGAGAAGCCAUUCUACAAAGUCUGUUAUGGACUUUGUCAAUAGCAAUGAAAAUAUUAUUUUUGUACAUAAUACUAUCCAUCUCAUUUCUCAAAUGGUAGACAACAUUAUUAUUGCUUGUGGAGGAAUUCUGCCAUUGUUGUCUGCAGCAACAUCCCCAACUACUGAAUUGGAGAAUAUUGAAGUAACUCAGGGUAUGUCGGCAGAGACAGCAGUGACUUUCCUCAGCCGCUUGAUGGCCAUGGUUGAUGUACUAGUAUUUGCCAGCUCACUAAAUUUUAGUGAAAUUGAAGCUGAAAAAAACAUGUCUUCUGGAGGCUUAAUGCGGCAGUGCCUAAGGCUUGUUUGUUGUGUCGCUGUACGAAACUGUUUGGAAUGUCGACAACGACAGAGAGAGAGAGUAAACAAAUCUUCACUAAUCAGCAGUAAAACUCAGGAGACACUUCAAGGUAUAAGUGCAACUACUACAGCAAAGACUCCAUUGGAAAAUGUUCCUGGUAACCUAUCUCCUAUAAAAGAUCCUGAUAGACUUCUUCAAGAUGUUGACAUUAAUCGUCUGCGAGCAGUUGUGUUUCGUGAUGUGGAUGAUAGCAAACAAGCUCAGUUCUUAGCCUUGGCUGUGGUCUACUUCAUUUCUGUGUUGAUGGUCUCCAAGUAUCGGGAUAUACUUGAACCUCAGCGAGAAACUGCAAGAUCUGGAAGUCAGGCAGGUAGAAAUAUCAGGCAAGAAAUAAAUUCACCGACAAGUACAGUUGUGGUCAUACCAUCUAUCCCACACCCAAGUUUGAACCAUGGAUUCCUUGCCAAGUUAAUCCCUGAACAGAGCUUUACCCACUCAUUUUACAAAGAUACUCCAGCUGUAUUUCCAGAUAAUAUCAAAGAAAAAGAAACUCCAACACCAGUUGAAGAUAUUCAGCUGGAAAGCUCAAUUCCUCAUACGGACUCUGGAAUUGGAGAGGAACAGAUGCCCAGUAUCUUGAAUGGAACAGACUUAGAAACGAGUGCUGGCCCUGAUGCUAUGAGUGAACUGUUGUCUACUUUGUCUUCUGAAGUGAAGAAAUCUCAGGAAAGCUUGACAGAGAGUCCCAGUGAUAUCCUGAAACCUGCAUCCUCAAUAUCAAGUAUCAGCCAAAGCAAGGGCAUCAAUGUCAAGGAAAUCUUGAAAAGUCUAGUGGCAGCUCCUGUUGAGAUUGCAGAAUGUGGCCCUGAUCCAAUCCCCUACCCUGACCCUGCACUGAAGAGAGAAGCUCAGCCUAUCCUCCCAAUGCAGUAUCACUCCUUUGACAGAAGUGUUGUAGUACCGGUGAAGAAACCUCCUCCUGGAAGCCUAGCUGUGACCACAGUUGGAGCUGCCACAACUGGAGGUGGACUCCCACCGAGUAGCACACCUAAUAUAUUUGCUGCAACAGGAGCUACACCAAAAAGUAUGAUUAAUACAACAGGUGCAGUGGACUCAGGAUCUUCAUCGUCAUCGUCAUCAUCUAGUUUUGUGAAUGGUGCUACAAGUAAGAACCUCCCUGCUGUUCAAACCGUUGCACCAAUGCCAGAAGAUUCAGCUGAAAACAUGAGCAUCACUGCAAAGCUUGAAAGAGCAUUGGAAAAAGUGGCCCCACUCCUUCGUGAAAUCUUUGUGGACUUUGCCCCUUUCCUGUCUCGAACACUUUUGGGUAGUCAUGGACAAGAGCUACUAAUAGAAGGCCUAGUUUGCAUGAAAUCAAGCACUUCAGUGGUCGAACUUGUUAUGCUUCUUUGUUCACAGGAAUGGCAGAAUUCUAUUCAGAAGAAUGCAGGACUUGCUUUUAUUGAGCUCAUCAAUGAAGGAAGGUUAUUGUGUCAUGCAAUGAAAGACCACAUAGUUCGUGUUGCGAAUGAGGCAGAGUUUAUUUUGAAUAGGCAAAGAGCUGAAGAUGUACACAAACAUGCAGAAUUUGAGUCACAGUGUGCCCAAUAUGCUGCCGACAGAAGAGAGGAGGAAAAGAUGUGUGACCACCUUAUCAGUGCUGCCAAGCAUCGAGAUCAUGUUACUGCAAAUCAGCUGAAACAGAAAAUACUGAAUAUCUUAACUAAUAAGCAUGGUGCUUGGGGAGCUGUCUCACAUAGCCAACUGCAUGAUUUCUGGCGCUUAGAUUAUUGGGAAGAUGACCUGCGCCGACGGAGACGGUUUGUUCGCAAUGCUUUUGGCUCCACCCAUUCUGAUGCCUUGCUCAAAGCUGCUGUGGAAUAUGGCACUGAAGAAGAUGUAGUAAAGUCAAAGAAAACUUUCCGAAGUCAAGCCGUGGUCAAUCAGAACGCUGAAACUGAGCUUAUGCUAGAAGGGGAUGAUGAUGCUGUUAGUCUGCUCCAAGAGAAGGAAAUUGACAAUCUUGCAGUUAUAGCACCUAAAUUUCUUCCCAGACUGUUCAUUUCACGAGGCCCUGUGGUCCUCAGCACGCCGGCUCAGCUCAUCGCUCCAGUGGUGGUGGCCAAAGGGACUCUCUCCAUCACCACGACUGAGAUCUACUUCGAGGUGGACGAAGAUGACCCGGCCUUCAAGAAGAUCGACCCCAAAGUUCUUGCUUAUACAGAAGGCCUUCAUGGAAAAUGGAUGUUCAGCGAAAUUCGAGCUGUUUUCUCAAGACGUUACCUUCUUCAGAAUACAGCCUUGGAGGUGUUCAUGGCAAACAGAACCUCCGUAAUGUUCAAUUUCCCUGACCAAGCAACAGUCAAAAAAGUUGUGUACAGCUUACCUCGUGUUGGAGUGGGAACCAGCUAUGGUUUGCCACAAGCAAGGCGAAUUUCUCUGGCCACUCCCCGCCAACUUUAUAAAUCAUCCAACAUGACUCAGCGGUGGCAGAGAAGGGAGAUUUCCAAUUUUGAAUACUUGAUGUUUCUCAAUACUAUAGCAGGACGCACAUAUAAUGAUCUAAACCAAUACCCUGUAUUUCCAUGGGUGUUAACAAAUUAUGAAUCAGAGGAGUUGGACCUAACCCUUCCGGGAAACUUUAGAGAUCUUUCAAAGCCCAUCGGUGCUUUGAACCCAAAGAGAGCAGUCUUUUAUGCAGAGCGCUAUGAGACAUGGGAAGAUGAUCAGACUCCACCUUAUCAUUAUAACACUCAUUAUUCAACAUCUGCUUGUACAUUAUCCUGGCUUGUUCGCAUUGAGCCUUUUACAACCUUCUUCCUCAAUGCAAAUGAUGGAAAAUUUGAUCAUCCAGAUCGAACCUUCUCUUCAGUGGCAAGAUCAUGGAGAACUAGCCAAAGAGACACUUCAGAUGUGAAGGAGUUAAUUCCAGAGUUUUACUACCUACCAGAAAUGUUUGUCAACAGUAAUGGAUAUAACCUAGGAGUCAGAGAAGAUGAAGUGGUUGUAAAUGACGUGGAGCUUCCUCCUUGGGCAAAGAAGCCUGAAGAUUUUGUUCGGAUCAAUAGGAUGGCUCUGGAAAGUGAGUUUGUAUCAUGUCAACUUCACCAGUGGAUUGAUCUUAUAUUUGGCUACAAGCAACGAGGACCAGAAGCAGUACGGGCACUUAAUGUUUUCCACUACCUAACAUAUGAAGGCUCUGUUAACCUUGACAGCAUCACUGAUCCUGUGCUCAGAGAGGCCAUGGAGGCACAGAUACAGAACUUUGGACAGACGCCAUCUCAGUUGCUUAUUGAGCCACAUCCGCCUCGGAGCUCUGCCAUGCACCUGUGUUUCCUUCCACAGAGUCCACUUAUGUUUAAAGAUCAGAUGCAGCAGGAUGUAAUAAUGGUUCUCAAAUUUCCAUCAAAUUCUCCUGUCACACAUGUGGCGGCCAACACGCUUCCCCACCUUACCAUUCCUGCCGUGGUAACCGUGACUUGCAGCCGCCUUUUUGCAGUGAAUAGAUGGCACAACACAGUAGGCCUCAGGGGAGCCCCAGGAUAUUCUUUGGAUCAAGCUCAUCAUCUUCCUAUUGAAAUGGAUCCAUUGAUUGCCAAUAACUCUGGUGUGAACAAACGGCAGAUUACGGACCUUGUGGAUCAAAGCAUUCAGAUCAAUGCUCAUUGUUUUGUGGUCACAGCUGAUAAUCGCUACAUUCUUAUCUGUGGUUUUUGGGACAAGAGUUUUCGAGUUUAUUCAACAGAAACAGGAAGACAUCAUUUCUUUGUUGCAGGCAAACUAACUCAGAUUGUGUUUGGCCACUGGGAUGUAGUCACUUGUCUCGCCAGAUCAGAAUCUUAUAUCGGUGGGGAUUGCUACAUAGUCUCUGGCUCUCGUGAUGCUACAUUACUGCUGUGGUAUUGGAGUGGCCGACAUCAUAUCAUUGGUGACAAUCCAAAUAGCAGUGAUUAUCCUGCUCCCAGAGCUGUUCUAACUGGUCAUGACCAUGAAGUUGUCUGUGUAUCUGUUUGUGCUGAGCUGGGACUUGUCAUAAGUGGUGCUAAAGAAGGACCUUGCCUGGUGCAUACAAUUACUGGAGAUUUGCUGAGAGCACUUGAAGGAACAGAAAACUGUUUGUAUCCUCGCUUAAUUUCAGUAUCUAGUGAAGGCCACUGUAUCAUCUACUACGAACGAGGCAGAUUCAGCAAUUUCAGCAUUAAUGGGAAACUCUUGGCUCAGAUGGAAAUCAGUGACUCUACCAGGGCUAUCCUCCUGAGCAGUGAUGGGCAGAAUCUGGUGACUGGUGGUGAUAAUGGAGUGGUGGAAGUGUGGCAGGCUUGUGACUUCAAGCAACUCUACAUUUACCCCGGCUGCGAUGCUGGCAUUAGAGCAAUGGACCUGUCCCAUGAUCAGAGGACUCUAAUUACUGGCAUGGCUUCUGGUAGCAUUGUAGCUUUUAACAUCGAUUUUAAUCGGUGGCAUUAUGAGCAUCAGAAUAGAUAUUGAACCAGAGUGAAGAACUGAAAGCAGGAGUGAAACUGAGAGCACAAGUGCUACUGUAAGGCAUAAUCUCUGGUGGAAAAACAAGUCUGCAUUGACCUCCGUUGUACAUUCCAUUACACCCAGCAAUAGCUGUACAUUGUAGUCAGCAACCAUUUUACUUUGUGUGUUUUUUCACAACUGAACACCAGCUGCUGCAAAAGCGAGCUUGUAUCAUGUAAAUUAUACUGAAUUAGGAGAUGUUUUGGUAAUUAUUUCAUAUACCUUUGUUUACUGAGAAAAGGUAGUAGAACACGUCACAAGAGACUUUUGAAUAUUCUGAGGAACCUUGUGUCUGGUUGUUAUAUUGUUUGGGCCAUGAACCUAACAUCCAUUUCCCAUUUCCAGCCUCUUUUCAAGCUGAAAAAUAGUUAAAAGAAGAAAUACUACGUUUGAUACUUUGUACAUCAGAUGCACAUCUUAACUUUAAAGGGAUACUUUUGUAAAAGUAAAACCUUGUAUAAAGAACAAAAAUGUUUCUUAAUUUUAUUGUGGAGUUACAACUUGCAUGUACUUUAAACCUGUUGUCUUGAUGAAACAGCCACAUCCGCAGGUUGAACUGGACAGCUGCCCGAGGGCCCAGCUUGUAUUCAAGAGUUGAAAUGUGGCGCAAGCCACUAUUUUGUCAUUACCACUGAAACAUGGUUUGCACUUUUCAAUCUCAAGUCACCCCUUCUGAGUGGAGUUUUGCUCAUAACAUGAAGCAUUUGGAUAUGAAGCCAUUGUCUGCCAUAUUUAUACUUUAUAAAAAGAAAAUUCUUCCCUUUUUAGUUUAAAAUAAUGUGAUAGACAGGCGGGAGCACAGAAGAGAUGCUAUGCUACAGUGCUUAAUGACUCCCACCAAAGCAAGAGUGCUAGACUUCUGGAUUCAUCACAUUUGGCAUACUGUACAUUGUAGGGAGAGAUCAAUUAAUAGUCUCUCUUCAUUUCUUCGGAAAUAAAGCUUGGUUAAAAACAACCUUAGCUUCAUUGGGGUUGAUCUUUUAAUUCUUCUGAAAGUAAGUCACACGUUAAGCCACAUUCUCCGUUGAAGGCACUUCAUUUUUGACAGUACUGUAACGACUAUCAGGAUAAUUUGCCGUACAUUCUACAGAUCAAGUCACACACCCAGGGGUAUAUACACUUUACUUCAUGUUUCUUCUUUGUAUAUUUGGUGACUGUAUUGUCAUAGAUGUACAUAUUGUGUCGGUAGGGCUAUGAGGCAUGUAACAGGAAUGUAAUUUUCUCAGACUUUACACUCACUUGCAGUCAUUUAUUUUAAAAAAGAUAAAACAAGGUAAUUGAUUCUUUGUACUGGCACUUUGCACCAGAAACAUAUCAUUAUUUAUUGACGUGAUUCUUAUUUGUUUUCCACCUUGUAUUAGUAAGUUUUAGCACUAAAUACCUUCUUCAUUGUUGUUUGUAUUUAUAAGAUUCUGAAAUCAAGGGGAAUCAAUGUAAUGAUUAAGUUAUUCAUCAUCGGUUUGUAAGCAAUAUCUUGAGUUGGUAGCUUAGAAUUGGGAGAAUAUUGAACAUCUGGAAGAUAAGUUCAUUUCAUCUCAAGAUCAUGGUGAAAUAUUUUGGAUAUAUAAAUUCCUUAAGCUAUUGUAACCAUGUUUUAUUGCAAAGAUGUAAAAUAUGCCAGAUGUGUGUGAGUUGGAAAUCAAAAAGAAAAAUAAAAUAUGCAAAGAAUU